CCCCCCUCCUCACAUCCGCACGUGUCCCACGCGAUGUGUUUACAUUUUGUCCGUCAUAAUUCGUUAUUUUUAUUAAAAUUAAUUUUAUUAUAAUCUUUUUGUUUACCCGUUUCGCACUGACCGGCGAGUUACCGGCGGGCGGGGGAGACACGCUCAAGCUCUGCGUUGUUACUUCGAGGCGCGCUGCGGUAAAUGUUACAGGUUUGCACGACUUUGCGAUGGACGAAAUUGAGGAGCAGCUGAGAGAAACUCCGGGGUCGGGAGGAGAAGAGGUUGAGGAGGGGAGCUGCUUGCGCGGAGUUCCAGGUGAAAUGUCGUCGUCGCUCGAGGCAGCGGCGGCGGUGACGGAGGAGCCCGGAGAUGGUGGCGUCUCGAAGCGACAGCGAAAGAAAAUGCUGCGACAGAAGCAGUGGGAGGAUGGCCGGGAACAGCGCAGGCUGCAGCGGAAGGAGCGGCGCCAGCGGAGGAAGCAGGAGGGGGGCGAGGAGCCGGCGAGGAAGCGCGUGCAUGCCGAGCCGGAGCCCAGCGGCGUCCGCGUCGCCAUCGACUGCGGCUUCGACGACCUCAUGCUGCUGCGAGACGUCAAGAAGCUGCACAAGCAGAUCCAGCGCUGCUACGCCGAGAACCGGCGCGCGGCGCGCUCCGUGCAGCUGCUGUUGACCAGUCACAGCGGGCAGCUGAAGACAAACAUGGACAUGCACGAUUGCGGAUACCUCAACUGGAAGGGAAUCGAGGUGCGAGGGGAGCGCGUGGAGGAGGCCGUGCCCACAGCGGAACUUGUCUACCUCACGUCCGAGUCGCCGCACACCCUGGCGAGCGUGGAGAGCGGACGCACGUAUGUCAUCGGCGGCCUGGUCGAUCACAACCACCACAAGGGCCUGACGCUGCAGAAGGCCGAGGAGCUGCAGGUGGAGCACGCUCGUCUCCCGCUCGACGACUACGUCAAGAUGUCGAGCCGCAAGGUCCUCACCGUCAACCACGUGUUCGAGAUCCUCCUUGCGUACCUCGACCUGGGGGACUGGCGCGGCGCCUUCCUCCGCGUGCUGCCCGACCGCAAGCAGGUCGUCCCCAUUACCCACAAGGCCUCUCCGCCGGCAACGAGCGACGAGAACGGUUGCCACGGCGCCGCCGCCGUCGUCGUCGAGGACCGCGAGUGCCGUUGCCGAGACGACGGCGGAGACGCCGCGGAGACGGGAGGCCCCGGGGUGAAUCCCGAGAGGAGAGAAUCGGUGAAUGCGGAAACGGGAGACUCGUUCGGUCUGGAGAUGGGGGAUGGAAUGGAUUUGGGCAAGAGCAAAUCGGUGAAUCCUGGCAUGGGGGACCCGGUGAAUCCUGGGGGGGAAGAUCCAGACGUGAAUCCGGAGAAGAAAGAAUCGGUGAAUGCGGAGAUACGAGACUCGUUGCGUCCAGAGAUGGGAGAUGACGCGGUGAAUGUGGAAAAGAGAGACUCGGUGAAUGUAUAAACAGGGAGACUCGUUGGAGAUUGGAGAUGCAGUGAAUGUGGAUAUGGAUAUAGGAAAUUAUCUAAAUCCUGAGAUUGGAGAUCAAAUUAAUAUGGAAGUGGAAGACCGGUCGAAUGUGAAGAAUAGAGAGGGGGGGGGCAGGUUCGGGGUGAACUUAGCAACAAGGAAAACCUCAUCAAUAUGGUGACUUGAAGCUCCUUGAAUCUAUAAAGGCCGCGUGACACACUCUGGCAGGGCUGGGCGGGGAACCUACGACACACAGCCCCCCGCGGCUUCGUUUCAUUCGCCCCCGGGACCACGUGGGCCAAGACUGAUGACUGCAAAACAGCCGCGCAGGCGCUCCGUGUCCCAUCGCCGCGGCCACGUGUUUAUCUGCUGCGGAGCCGCGACACGACAUGGGCACCGCGUUGGCGAGAGGGGAGCGGGCGCAGGGCGUCGCCGCUUUCGUAACGGUCGGGCCGAGGAGCCCGCGUACAUUUUUUGCGUUAUUUCCGAGCAACUGGCAAAGGUGCGUGCCGAUGUGUGGUCGCCUUGCCAAAGUUACUCGACUGUCCUUUUUCGGCCCUCGUUAAGGAAAGGUUUCCCCCGCCCCCCCAUCCCUGCGCUCGGGCAAUUUUAGGGCAACCGUUGCUAGCAAUCGUCACCGGUCAGCGCAUUCACUGUGAGCGACAGUGGCGGUGAGCCGACGGAUUUCUUUCCAGCCAAUGAAAAGGGAGUUUGUUGAAAAUGUGCUUUGUAUGGACGGCGAUUGGUCUGCAAAGCACAGAAACCCCCGGGGUAGCCACGUAACCUGUGCCCGUGAUCUGAUUGGAGGUUGCCAUCCCUGUUGCGCACUCAGGGCACAGUGGUAAGUGCACAAGUGACCGAACAUAGGUGGCACGUGACAUCUUCACCGGUUCGAGGCCUCCCUUUCCUACCGCGCACCCUUCACCGUGCUCUUUUUACCGGUGUGGUAAAGUAUGGUCAAUCAACUCCCAUAACCAACACAGUGUACGGAAUGCAGUCAUUCAGCAGUGGAUUGAUAAAAGGCUGUUAGAUAUCAUUAAUCAUUCAAAUGGUGCAGAAACUUGCUGGUGACUAUUGAGGCUGUAAAUUGCUCUCAAGUUGCCCUCGCUUAUCAAUGUACGUGUAUGUAUGCUGAACUUCUUUCGCACCUUUUCGAUUUAAAGCUUUCGUGACUGCAGGGAUUCAUCUUCUUGGUUCUUUCGGUAAAGUCACGUAGAAGGGAAGUAAUAAAAUAAUAAAAAUAAAACAUAAUAAAAUAAUUCUCACGACGUUUUGGCCACACCUUCCCUUCUACGUGACUUUACUGAAGAACCAAGAAGAUUCUUUCGCACCGUCCCUAGCCAACCGUGCUUAUCGGAGGCCUUAGGAGACGGGUCGAAUUCCCCAGAGACGGUGAACGACGACGUGAAUCUAGCGAGACGGGAAAGUCGCGACACGGGAAAUCCAAGGGAAAUCUGCCAGAAUUAAUCAUAGGCGAGCAUUGCUAGGAGGUGCGGACGGUGGUCUGAUCGGUGCGAGUGACAACAGAACAAAUCGACGAGGCCGGAACUCCAACAUCCGGCCAAAUCGGCGAUGGGAGAGUAUACGGGAGGGCGAGGGGGGGGGAAAGGCUGUGACGGAGACCAUCGUGAACAAUUCACGUGGCUCACCGCAGCGUCGGACACGUCCACGGGGCCACCCAUGCCUGCAGGUUGCGUCUUCUUGGAGAAGUGCAAGUGAAAUGUUUUACGAAAGUUUUGUAUUUAUUUUAGCUUAAAUUUUAUUUUUAAAUUGCGGUAUAUGAAGAGGUCGCCAGGCGGCUACCGAGAUCCUUGGGUUGCAACCGGUCACGGCGAGUUAGACCGGUUCUCAUGUGCAGUGCUUUUUGAUGGUCUCGGCCUGGUCACCAAUGAUCGCGCGAAAAGAAUCGUCAAAUUUAAAUUUGUUGCUGCUCUGAGAAAUAAAAUUUAAAAAAUCGGAGGCCUUCCGUAAUGCAAGGAACGUUCUCUCUAGCAGGGUGGGAUCUCGAAAGUGUUUUUUGCGAUAUCCACUCCUGCGGGCCACUCUCCCUCCCAACGCGGAGUGACCCACUGCUCUAAGAGAGUUCCAAAUGGGGCCUCCAUCGCGUGACGCGACACCGAUGGCACAAAUCGGGAUAAAAGUUGGGGGGGAACAAAAGUCACACAUAAAGUUGCGAAUGCCGUUUGUUUUUAUUAAGCAGAUAUAGAACAUCUGCCGACACACGGUGAAGUUGGACACGUGAAUAUUCCAUUGCAAAUAAAACCUACUUUGAAUCUA
Lethenteron reissneri (Far Eastern brook lamprey) is the source of this 3746-nucleotide messenger RNA. It is a transcript of the gene TRMT10A, whose product is annotated as tRNA methyltransferase 10A. Gene Ontology annotation, biological process: tRNA N1-guanine methylation. Lineage: Eukaryota; Metazoa; Chordata; Hyperoartia; Petromyzontiformes; Petromyzontidae. Gene Ontology annotation, molecular function: tRNA binding. The record is from RefSeq and is a predicted model, not a curated record. Gene Ontology annotation, cellular component: nucleoplasm; cytosol; nucleus.